GCGUGGUAGAACAUCAGAACCAUGCUUGAUAAUGCGAUUGGUGGACAUCCUGAACGUCGCUCUGCUCUAAUUGCUCACGAACUAUUACGACUCAAUAUCGAUAUUGCUGCUGUCAGUGAAGUUCUUCUCGAUGAGGACGGUAGCUUCAAUGAACAUGGUGCUGGCUACAUACUUUACUGGUCAGGAAAACCCAAAACCGAAAGUCACCUUCCAGGAGUUGGCUUCAUGGUUAAAAACUCCAUCGUCUUCAAACUCUGCCGACAGGUCAUUCCAAUCGUAUUAUGUCCUUACACCUCCCACUACACAACAAGCAACAAGUCCUUUUCUUUAUAUAUUUCAGGUAUGCAAGCUGACCGCAUGGAAAAAAACAUUCUAUACCGAUCUACGCGUCUUAUCCAAAAGGUUUCUCCAAAUGAUAAGGUUAUAAUCUUUGAACAACAAUCCACCAUCACAUAUCGUGCAGCAGCGAUACAGCUUAAAGAUAACCCGGAUGCAUCCUUGAUUCAAGUACUGGUACCUCAUCGACUAUGUCUUAAUGCCCUAGAGAAACGUUCAUGA
Molecule: messenger RNA, 558 nt
Organism: Loa loa (African eye worm)
Lineage: Eukaryota; Metazoa; Nematoda; Chromadorea; Rhabditida; Onchocercidae
Exons: 2
Coding region: 22-558 (178 amino acids)
Source: RefSeq, a predicted model, not a curated record